AGAAAGCUCCCGGCCCAAGCGCCCCUCGCGCCCGCGGCGCCGUGGCCGAUGGCGGCGGGGAUCGCGCCGCCCGGGCCGGCGGCGGCGGCGGUGGAGGCGAGCCGGUCGAGCGACGAGUCCGCGAAGCUGGUCAGGCAGGUCGGGCUCGCGGGCGUGAGCAACGCCGUCGCGGCGUCCGUCACCAACCCCGUCGACGUGCUGAAGGUGCGGAUGCAGCUGGCGGGCUACGGCGUCGCUUCUCCGCACGAGCCUGGCGGGGUGCUGAGGGCCGCCCGUCGCAUCCUGCACGAGGAGGGCGCGGCAGGCUUCUAUCGUGGACUCUCCGCGUCGCUACUGCGGGAAAUGUCUUACAGCGGCAUCCGCAUGGGCAUGUACGAGCCCGUCAAGGAGGCCCUGGGGGCGGGCGGGAGGUCGCCGCUGGCCCUCAAGGUGCUGGCCGGCGGCAUCACCGGCGCUGCGGGCUCCAUCCUCGCCAAUCCGCUGGACCUGAUCAAGGUGCGCAUGCAGAGGGCUGCCGGGCCGCCGCCCUACAGGUCUGUGGCGGACGCCGUGGUCCAGAUCUGCCGCGAGGGCGCUGGCGUGCGGAGCCUCUGGCGCGGGUCCGCGCCCACGGUGAAGCGGGCCGCCCUGCUCACCGCCUCCCAGGUUCCGACGUAUGACCACGCGAAGCACUUGGUGCUCGACGCAGGCUACAUGCAGGAAGGCUACAUGUGCCACUUCGCCUGCUGCAUGGUCGCGGGCGUGGUGGCCGCGGGCGUCACCAGCCCAGUAGACCUGGCGAAGAGCCGGGUGAUGACGCAGCCAGUGGACCCCGCCUCCGGCCGAGGGACCCUGUACGCUGGGACCUUCGACUGCCUCGCGCAGGUGGCGCGGCGAGAGGGCCCCCAGGCGCUGUUCAAGGGCUUCAACAGCCAGUGGUUGCGCAUCGGCCCGCACACGACCAGCCUCUCCGCGGUCGCCCCCGGGGCCCCUGCGAGCCGCUCGAGGGCACGCAGGGGCCGGGUUUACCUCCAGGGUGGCCGGGAGCGACCGCGGGGCUCGUCUCGCUCAUGUGCUUCGAGCAGCUACGGCGUCUGGCGGGCAUGAGCUACCUGUGAGCCGCCCUGACCCCCCCGCUCCCUCAACAUCGGAUGGGGAUCGGUUGAACGAUACCCCCUGAUCCACCCGCGCCGUAGCGCAACUCGGAUCAGAAGGUGGAUGUGGUACAAGCGGCGCGAAGUCGCCGUUAGCUGCCAGGAGGAGAAGGAGGAUGUGCAGGUGGCGCGUUUUUGCCGCUGGCUCCCAGUAGAAGCCUGGAGCGCCAUCGGCGAUGCGGCGCCGGGCCGCUCGCUGCUGCCUCCCACCUUACAGUGCCUCGGGAGCAGGGCGCCCUCCUCGCUGCUGGCGGUGGCCGCUGGCACGAAAACGCAAAGCGGGAGCAAUCCGCGCCGGACCACGCGAAGCGAGGAGGAGGGCGUCGUCCUGCCGCGCCGGCGCGCGCGCCCAGCGGGGUGCCCGGCUCUUCCCUCUCCGCCCCCUCGCCGCGGGCGGACCCUUGCCUGCUCGCUCUGGCCGAGGCUUUCCUC
Messenger RNA from Prorocentrum cordatum, 1565 nucleotides. Lineage: Eukaryota; Dinophyceae; Prorocentrales; Prorocentraceae. The record is from the annotation of a GenBank genome assembly.